Theobroma cacao (cacao) is the source of this 2894-nucleotide messenger RNA. RefSeq names its product pyrophosphate-energized vacuolar membrane proton pump-like. Gene Ontology annotation, molecular function: inorganic diphosphate phosphatase activity; diphosphate hydrolysis-driven proton transmembrane transporter activity. Gene Ontology annotation, biological process: proton transmembrane transport. Gene Ontology annotation, cellular component: membrane. The record is from RefSeq and is a predicted model, not a curated record. NCBI's taxonomy places the organism in Eukaryota, Viridiplantae, Streptophyta, Magnoliopsida, Malvales, Malvaceae.
CUAUAAAUUCACCUGAAACCCUCACACGGAAGAGCUCCACUCCUCCAACUCACUUCUCUCUUUAUAGAUAAACUCUCUCUUGUGCGCGGUGGCCGGAGGACUGUAGCUGUUGGCGGCGAUGGGGGAGGCAGUAUUGUCGGAGAUGGCGACUGAGAUCGUGGUGCCGGUAUGCGCAGUGAUUGGAAUAGCUUUCUCGUUGGUGCAGUGGGUGCUGGUGUCGCGCGUGAAGCUCACCUCCGAGCGGCAUGCAUCGGGUGGCUCGGGGAGCAAUAGCAAGAACGGUUACAGUGAUUACUUGAUUGAGGAAGAGGAAGGGAUCAAUGACCAUAGCGUUGUCACCAAGUGCGCAGAUAUUCAAACCGCUAUCUCUGAAGGUGCAACAUCCUUUCUUUUUACUGAAUAUCAGUAUGUUGGCAUCUUCAUGAUUGCUUUUGCUAUCCUGAUUUUCCUCUUCCUGGGCUCUGUUGAGGGCUUCAGCACAAAGAGCCAGCCUUGCACCUAUGAUAAGGAGAAGGCAUGCAAACCAGCUCUUGCCACUGCUAUCUUCAGUACUGUGUCCUUCUUGCUCGGUGCAGUCACUUCUGUUCUUUCUGGGUUCCUUGGGAUGAAAAUUGCUACCUAUGCCAAUGCAAGAACAACCUUAGAAGCAAGAAAGGGUGUUGGAAAGGCUUUCAUUAUUGCAUUUAGAUCUGGUGCCGUCAUGGGUUUUCUUCUGGCAGCAAAUGGUUUGUUGGUGCUUUACAUUGCCAUCAAUCUAUUCAAGCUGUACUAUGGUGAUGACUGGGAAGGCCUUUUUGAGGCUAUAACUGGUUAUGGCCUUGGAGGAUCCUCUAUGGCACUCUUUGGAAGAGUUGGUGGCGGUAUCUAUACAAAGGCUGCUGAUGUUGGUGCUGAUCUUGUAGGAAAGGUUGAAAGGAACAUCCCUGAAGAUGACCCAAGAAACCCAGCUGUCAUUGCUGAUAAUGUUGGUGAUAAUGUUGGCGAUAUUGCUGGUAUGGGUUCUGAUCUAUUUGGGUCAUAUGCUGAAUCUUCCUGUGCUGCUCUUGUUGUUGCUUCUAUAUCCUCCUUUGGAGUUAACCAUGAGUUCACUGCCAUGUUGUUUCCUCUGCUCAUUAGUUCUGUGGGUAUUCUUGUCUGUUUGAUCACAACCCUAUUUGCUACUGAUUUCUUUGAAAUCAAGGUUGUCAAGGAAAUUGAACCAGCUUUGAAGAAGCAGCUUAUUAUCUCCACUGUUCUUAUGACUGUGGGAAUUGCAAUUGUUACUUUGAUUGGUGUGCCAUCUUCCUUCACCAUUUACAAUUUUGGGACUCAGAAAGAUGUCAAGAACUGGCAGCUAUUUUUGUGUGUGAGUGUUGGUCUCUGGGCUGGACUUAUUAUUGGUUUUGUUACCGAGUACUACACAAGCAAUGCUUACAGCCCAGUGCAGGAUGUUGCUGAUUCCUGCAGGACAGGAGCAGCCACCAAUGUUAUAUUUGGCCUUGCUUUAGGAUACAAAUCUGUUAUUAUCCCAAUUUUUGCCAUUGCAAUCAGCAUUUUUGUUAGUUUUAGCUUUGCUGCCAUGUAUGGGAUUGCAGUUGCUGCGCUUGGAAUGUUGAGCACCAUUGCAACUGGGUUGGCCAUUGAUGCUUAUGGUCCCAUCAGUGACAAUGCUGGAGGCAUUGCUGAGAUGGCUGGCAUGAGCCAUCGCAUUCGUGAGAGAACUGAUGCUCUUGAUGCUGCUGGAAACACCACUGCAGCCAUUGGAAAGGGAUUUGCCAUUGGGUCAGCAGCAUUGGUGUCAUUGGCUCUAUUUGGUGCAUUUGUAAGCCGUGCAGCUAUCUCUACUGUUGAUGUCCUGACCCCAAAGGUUUUCAUUGGUUUAAUAGUUGGUGCCAUGCUUCCAUACUGGUUCUCUGCCAUGACCAUGAAGAGUGUGGGAAGUGCAGCUUUGAAGAUGGUUGAGGAGGUUCGCAGGCAGUUCAACACCAUUCCUGGUCUCAUGGAGGGUCAUGCCAGGCCUGAUUAUUCUACCUGUGUCAAAAUCUCCACUGAUGCCUCCAUCAAGGAGAUGAUCCCUCCUGGUGCCCUUGUUAUGCUUACUCCCCUGAUUGUUGGAACUUUCUUUGGUGUUGAGACUCUUUCUGGUGUCCUUGCUGGUGCUCUUGUUUCUGGUGUUCAGAUUGCAAUUUCUGCUUCCAACACUGGUGGUGCAUGGGACAAUGCCAAGAAGUACAUUGAGGCUGGCGCCUCAGAGCAUGCAAGGGACCUUGGUCCAAAAGGAUCUGAUCCUCACAAGGCAGCUGUGAUUGGUGACACUGUUGGAGAUCCACUCAAGGAUACCUCUGGCCCUUCACUCAACAUCCUUAUCAAGCUUAUGGCAGUCGAGUCACUUGUGUUUGCUCCCUUUUUCGCCACGCACGGUGGCCUACUCUUCAAGAUCUUUUAGAGGGGGAAUGGCAAGGAAACACACCAGGCAGAGGGCAAGGGCUGGUUACCGCAGCUUAGCUUUUCCCUCUCUGUAAGAGUGUUUUCCCAUUCACCUAUUAUUUUAGUUCCUGUAUCACUGCACGCAUCCAGUUUUGGGGGGGUUUUUUUUUUCGAAGUCAGUUUGCAUAGUUGUAGUCAGUACUAUUUUUGAGGGCUGAUAAUGAUGAUUAACCAAAGAUGGAUUAGGACGAUGGCAGAAAACAUGGUCAUUGUUAUCGGAGAAGAGUCAAGGUGGCAUGGCAUGUCUUUAUUUUCCUCGGUCUUUGCUUUAGAACAGCUUAAUUUUGAAAUUUUGUAAUCUCAAGUCUCUUUCACCAUUUAACCAAAAGAGCAUUCUGGAGUCUGGACUAUAAGAUACUGGGACGAUUUGUUGUUGCAUUCAGGUUUUCAGAAAAUUGGAAGAUGUUCUAAACUGGGUGUUACACCAA